AUGAACCCAAGUGACCGCAGUGAACAUAGGAGAACUCACACAGGAGGGAGACUUCAUGAAUGCAAGGACUGUGGGAAGACAUUUUCACGUGCAGAUCACCUCUGUAGACAUAGAAGAACCCACACAGGAGAGAGACCCUAUGAAUGUCAGGACUGCGGCAAAACAUUUACACACUCGAGUUCCCUCAAUAAACAUAGACACAUUCACACAGGAGAGAGACCUCAUGAGUGCAGAGAGUGUGGGAAAACCUUUUCAUGCUCAAAUUAUCUCCUUUCACAUACAAGAAUCCACUCAGGAGAGAGACCUUACGAAUGUCAGGACUGUGGCAAAACCUUUACUCAGUCAUCUGUUCUCGUGGCCCAUAGAAGAAUUCACACUGGAGAGAGACCUUAUGAAUGUCAGGAAUGUGAGAAAACAUUUUCAAACAUAAGUAAUCUUUUUAACCAUAGAAAAAUCCACACAGGAGAGAGACCCUAUGAAUGUCAGGACUGUGGCAAAGCCUUUAAUUGGCCAGGUAUUCUUCUAGCACAUAGAAGAAUCCACACAGGAGAGAGACCUUAUCAGUGUCAGGACUGUGGCAAAGCCUUUAAUUGGCCAAGUAUUCUUCUAGCACAUAGAAGAAUCCACACAGGAGAGAGACCGUAUCAGUGUCAGGACUGUGGCAAAAAUUUUUCAUAUUCGAGUACUUUAACUACUCAUAGAAGAGUCCACACAGGAGAGAGGCCUUAUGAAUGCAAGGAAUGUGGGAAAACAUUUUCACAAUUAAAUAAUCUACACAGACAUGGGAGAAUUCACACAGGAGAGAGGCCUUAUGAAUGCAAGGAAUGUGGUAAAGCCUUUAAGGACCGUUCCGACCUAUCGACACAUGGACGAAGUCACACAGGAGAGAGGCCUUUUGAAUGGAAGGAAUGUGAGAACACAUUUUCACGCUCAGGUCUCCUCAAUAUACAGAAACGCACUCACACAGGAGAGAGACCUUACGAAUGUCAGGACUAUGGGAAAACCUUUAUAGUCUCCAGUCACCUCAGUUCACCUAGAUGGAGUCAAACAGCAGAAACACCUUACGAAUGUAAGGAGUGUGGGAAAACUUUUAAACACCCAAGCCACCUCAGUGAACUCGAAGAAAUCACACAGGAUAGAGACCUUACACAUUGGGUCCCGCUCUGGAUGGCCCCCAACACCAUCACCCUCCUUGGCGUCGCCGUCAACCUGCUCACCACGCUUGUGCUCAUCUCCUACUGCCCCACGGCCACCGAGGAGGCCCCAUUGCUGCUUGGCGAUGUGGUCAUCUUCUUCACCCAGGAAGAGUGGGCCUUGUUGAGUGCUGCUCAGAAGAAACUCUACAGGGACGUGAUGAUGGGAAUCUUGGAGAACCUGGACUUCAUAGAUAAAAAAUAA
Messenger RNA from Elephantulus edwardii (Cape elephant shrew), 1398 nucleotides. Its product is annotated as zinc finger protein 420-like. Bases 1 to 1398 code for a protein of 465 amino acids. Gene Ontology annotation, molecular function: DNA-binding transcription repressor activity, RNA polymerase II-specific. Gene Ontology annotation, biological process: negative regulation of transcription by RNA polymerase II. The record is from RefSeq and is a predicted model, not a curated record. NCBI's taxonomy places the organism in Eukaryota, Metazoa, Chordata, Mammalia, Macroscelidea, Macroscelididae. The transcript has 5 exons.